CCGAUGAGCUGCUUUUCUUUUUUCUCUCUCUCCUUUUAAUAGAGGCUCCAGAAAGCCUUACCAUCCAUCCAACCUUUUCUCCGCAGAAUCCAAGGGAAGCGAACGGAGAGAGGGCGAGUGGGCGACUGGCACCUGCUCCACCUGACCCAUCUGGUGCGUGCAUGUAUUCUGCUGCCAUGGCAACCGUGGGUCCUCUUCUCACAUUUUUUCUCCUGCUGCUUCAUUUGGCUGAUGGCUCAUUCCCAGAGGAGCCCAGUCCACUCAGCUACGUCCCUCUGGAGGUUGUGAGGAGGUAUCCAGUGUUUUUGGGCAGAGCUCACCGUUCGGCACAGAGACAAGAGCUGCACAUUCAGACGGUUCUCCAAGUUAACCGAACACUCUACAUAGGAGCCAGAGAUGACUUAUAUCGAGUGGAACUGGACAACAUGGCAGGUGAUGAGAUGUUCUACAGCAAGAAACGAACAUGGGAAUCCAACAAAAACGACAUUCGAGUGUGCCGAAUGAAAGGGAAACAUGAGGGAGAAUGUCGUAAUUUCGUCAAGGUUCUGCUCCAGCAGCACGGAGGCCUGUUUGUGUGCGGAACAAACGCCUUCAACCCGCUGUGUGCAAACUACACUAGAGAUACUCUAGAAAUGGUGGGCGAACCUGUGAGCGGGAUGGCGCGCUGCCCGUACGAUCCACGGCAUGCCAACGUGGCUUUAUUUGCAGAUGGAAGUCUUUUCACUGGCACCGUGACGGACUUCCUGGCCAUUGACGCCGUGAUCUACCGCAGUCUCGGCGAUAGCCCCGCCCUCCGCACGGUCAAACACGACUCCAAAUGGUUCCGAGAGCCCUACUUUGUGAGCGCCAUGGAGUGGGGGUCUCACAUUUAUUUCUUCUUCAGAGAAAUGGCCAUGGAGUUUCACCAUCUAGAAAAGGUAAUGGUGUCCCGUGUGGCUCGUGUGUGCAAAUCCGACCUGGGCGGCUCUCAGCGUGUCCUCGAGAAACAGUGGACAACAUUCCUUAAGGCUCGGCUCAAUUGUUCCGUCCCGGGAGACUCGCAUUUCUAUUUCAACCUUCUCCACGCCACAAGCGGAAUCAUUCGCAUGCAAGGGCGUGACGUCAUCUUGGGCCUUUUCUCCACGCCCCCAAACAGCAUCCCCGGUUCUGCAGUGUGUGUGUUUGACAUGCAGCAGCUCGCACACGCCUUCGAGGGACGCUUCAAGGAACAGAAGUCCCCAGAGUCCAUCUGGACUCCGGUGCCAGAAGAGGCCGUCCCGAAACCCAGACCUGGAGGAUGUGCCGUCCAAGGAUCCCGAUUUAGUUCCUCCACCACGCUACCAGAUGAGGUUUUAAACUUUGUGAAAACCCACCCGUUGAUGGAUGAGACAGUCCCAUUGCUGGGGCACAGACCCUGGGUUGUCAAGACUAUGGGCCGGUACCAGCUGACAGCUAUGGUGGUGGACACUGAAGCCGGCCCCUACAGGAAUCGCACGGUUUUGUUUCUGGGCUCGACCCGAGGGACGAUUCUCAAGUUUCUAAUGAUUCCCAAUGGGGAUUCAAUGUCUCACAGCAGUGUGUUCUUGGAGGAAGUAGAAGGUUUCAACCCCGAGAGAUGUGGUGAGGAUUCACCUCAGGCUCGCCAGCUCUUGUCUUUGACAUUGGACCACACCAGUCAUACCCUGCUACUGGCCUUCCCGUCCUGCCUGGUCCGUUUGCCCACAUCCCGUUGCCACCUGUACUCCCGUUGCAUGAAGAGUUGCCUUGCCUCCAGGGACCCAUACUGUGGCUGGACCAGAGGCAGCACUUGCUCUUUCCUUCGACCAGGAACCAGGCUUCCUUUUCAACAAGAUGUGGAAUAUGGAAACACCACAUCCCAUUUAGGAGACUGUGAUGGUAUCCUGCAGCAGAGUCUCCUCAUCGAACCCGAGAGUCUGGUCUCCCUCAACCUGCUGGUGGCAUCUGCAGUGUCGGCGUUCACCAUCGGGGCGGCGCUCUCCGGCCUCGCCGUCUGCUGGAUCAUGGCCCACAAACCUACCAACCGUCGCCAUGGCAACACCACUCAGUCGUCCAUCCAGCGGCGUGAAAGAGGCCUAUUAAGUAACGCCGGCGGAAUGGGAGGCUCUGUGCUCAGCGUGACGCGGCAGGGAGGCGGAGAGCGCACCUGCCCUCAAGGCGGGGAGACCCUCUUUGUCAUGCCCAACGGCUGGGUCAAAUCCGGAGAGCUGGACCCCGGUUUCCUCCCCACCCCGGAGCACACGCCCCAGCAGAAACGAAGAGGCCUGCGCCUGUCUGACUCCAACUCCGGCGGGUGGGACACCAGCCAGACCUACUUGGGAGGAGGCUCGGUGGGUCUAGGCUCCCCCUGUCGAAUACCCCCCUCGGUUUAUCUGACCACCAGACUGUUCCAGCAGGGGGGAGUCAGCCGACACGGAGGCGAGGGCCGGGGGUGCGACACCCCCCGACAGCACUACGUCUGCUUGAGCAGGCAGGAGAAAGGAGGCAAGGGGACGCCCAAAGCCCCCUUGAGGAAGUCGGCGGGGGAAUACGUGUACCCCAUGACGCCUCAGGACUCGCCUGAGCGGCGGAGGGUGGUCUCGGCGCCCAGCGCGCCGGCCGAGUGCGCCGAGCCUCUGCCUUUGCGCUGGCCGGCCCCGGAGGGCUACAUCCUCAGUAGCCACGCCAUGGUGCCCGUCCCCUUGCCCCCUCCUUCACUGCCUGCCCCCAGCGGUCAGACGUACAUGUCCCAACAGCACACCCCGGCUCUCACCAGAGCCCUCCUGAGGGGGGCUUUGGAGCGAGGGGAGCUAGGGGAGCUGAUGGACCUCAGCCAUCUGAUGAGUAAGAAGAACUGCAAUGACAGGACUCAGGCUGGACAGUGACUGCUGAGCCUACAUGGGCACCUUUCCGUAGACUUGUCUUGAGCCUCGUGAGACCCUCCCCACAAUUCCACCCUCUCAUCACUUGUUCACUGUCAUUCAAGCCCUCUGUGUCAGGCAACCCCCCUCUCCCUAAGCAAGGCGAGGCUUCUGUUACGACUGGCUACUGCGCCUGCCAAUCUUUUGCUGGCUCGCACUAAUUGGUCAGGUGGACGAAGGUUGUUGCUGUGUCUGCAUUGCAGAGCUGCCUCGCCUGCCAAACAUUCUCCAAGUCUGCAGGCAGAGGGCACAAGCAAGGAAAGGAGGCACUUAAAGGCCUGCUGUGCAUGCAAGGGAGGCAAACCAACAAAAUAUUUGCCUCAUGAUAAAACGAAAUGGACAAAAGUCUUGGGACAGACAUCAUUCUAAGUUAUUCCCUGGAACACAUUUUGGACUGUAUUUCCAACUCUGUGGGAACAAUUUGGAUUGGGAAGGGCUUUGCCUAUGCCACAGUGCUUCAACACAAAUAUUAAUUACGAAAUGAAUGAAUGUUUGCAAAACUUGUGUAUAACAAGUUUCGGCUUUGACAGAGGAUAGGUCAAUCUGAUUGUUUAAAGAAAGAAAGACAUUUAUCGUGUUCGUUAGAUGGGCCAGCAGUGAUUCUGAAGGCCCUGGGCAGAUUACAUUGAGAUGAUGACUCAUCAAAGAUGAAAUGUUGUAUUGCGGCAAAUAACGGUGCCCAAAGGAGUUGCCAAAGCGGAGAUAAACGCAGAUAUAACUCAAUUUUGGGCUGUCGUUCGAUUAUUAGCGUUGAGAAUUGGCAUCUCCACUUGUAGGUAUGACCUGCAAAUGUACACCUUGCCUAAUGAACAUGUUAUUAAGCUUUGGGUGACUCAUCAGAAGUCAAAAAACUAUUCAUUGACUAUAAACAGGAAGCCCCAAGGGGAAGCUGCAUCUGCUUCCUCUUUGGCUGCACUUCCACAUUUAAGUCCCUGACUGCUGUUAUUUAGUGCAUACGGCAUGCGUGUUCCAAUAGGCCGCCCUGCCUCAUAGCGAUGCAGGAUCAUAACUCUUUGGAGAGAGGAGAGGAGAGCAAGACUGAAAUGUCAGCACUAUUCGUGCCAGCCGCAUGCUCUGUGUAAUGAUGUUGUCGGCAUCUCAGUCGUCUAUUGCUCUUUUCAUCCCCCAGCGCUCCAUGUACGACUUAAUGACCGAUAAUUCCAGGAGGAUGUCUGGAAAGGUUUGCAUUGGACUGAGCAGAACACCAGACUAGGACAAAAGUGCAAUUGAUAUGAUCGGGAAUGCCUUGUCGUUUCCCACAUAUCGCAUUUAUGCCACAUUAUUGAACACGGUCCAACUCUGAUGGGAAUGAAUUUCCCUGGAAAAGCCCACUUGAGGGUCAAGGUCUCGUAGACGUGAUGCAGAACAAAGUGACAAUUACAGAGGCAGUGAUGGAAACUCCAAUGCCAAAAGGGGUAAUGGAAAUGCCCCCAGCAAGCAAAUGCAGCCAUAAAUUCUUUACCAUCAAAGUGUCGAGUCCUAUGAAAGAGUCAGCAUUUAUAUCAGCGGCAUGGAAACGGCUGCCGUGCAAAAAAAAAAAAAAAAAGAGAUGAAAUCGAGGUAAGCAAAAGCUGUAAGAAUGCUUCGUUAAAGUCGAUUUUGUUUUUGGGUCAGCUCGAUAACAUGGUGUACAUAUUAAGGUUUCGUUAGAGCUUGAAUACAAACGUCACGUCAUUAUUACUAUGAAUGUAAACUGGAAAAUACUUGCCUGCCUGUUUAAGUACACUCAAGAUGCAGUUCACCCAUAAUACAAAAUCUACAAUAUUCAGUUUGGAUUCAAUCGCAAGAUUUGGAUUUAUUUUACCGGACCCUUACUCAAGAGAUGCCUGUUUACAAAAAAAAAAAAAAAAAAUGUGUUAAAGUGCCAUGAUGACCAUUUUAGUCAACAGUGCUACUGACUAAAAUUGUUCUUAUUGCAGUAUGCUACGUGAGAUAUAUGCCCUUGACCUUACAUGCUGAAUGUUUUUCCGUUACAUGUGGGCUUGCACCAUCGAUGCAAAAGCAAAAAUUGUACUGUAAAUAUGUGUACAGACACUUGUCAAUGUGCUUUAUGAUUACUCGUGCUAUUAACAUGACACAAAUGAAAUGUAAAUGGACUGAAAGGCUGUGAGGGAUUAUGGCGUAGCUCCUUUGGUGUCAUAUUUGUCAUCCGGUUUUUUAGUCAACUGCCAUAGUGAAGGAUUUGAAGUCAAUUUGUUAACAUCCUAGCUGGGGGAGAAAAUGAUUUUAUUGGCGUUAUGCUGUGCAGUAGUAGAGAAGCACAAUGAACCCUUUUUUUUUUUUUUUGCAAUUUCAGAACUGCUGUAUCAUUUGUAGAUAAUGUAAAUAACCACCUUGUAAGUACACUGUUUGCUUUGGGGACAAAAAAGUGCUUUCCCAAGACAAAGAGCAAUUGACGUGUAAGGGUUUUAUUUGUAAUUUUUUUUUUCUUUCUUCUGUGCCAAUGCUGUGAAUAAGAUGUAUGUAAAGUAUUUAAGUGACUUUGGCUGAAUGCUGACUUCAGCCCUUUCCUGUUGUUAAGAGUAUAGAUGCGGGCCUGAUCUCAGCCAGAACUGAGCCAUUUGCCUGCCUUCUGAGUUUUUGCAGUUGUUAAAAUACUUCUGUGAUAAUAACCACCAAUCUUUGGAUUACUGCUAUUAAAUGUAAA
Molecule: messenger RNA, 5544 nt
Organism: Syngnathus typhle (broad-nosed pipefish)
Lineage: Eukaryota; Metazoa; Chordata; Actinopteri; Syngnathiformes; Syngnathidae
Gene: sema6ba
Product: sema domain, transmembrane domain (TM), and cytoplasmic domain, (semaphorin) 6Ba
Exons: 17
Coding region: 162-2861 (899 amino acids)
Biological process (GO): axon guidance; negative chemotaxis; positive regulation of cell migration
Molecular function (GO): semaphorin receptor binding; chemorepellent activity
Source: RefSeq, a predicted model, not a curated record